CACCGUGAAUCCAAAAAAAAAAAAUACAACGCCUCCAGAAAAAGUUCUCGAGCUGUUCUCACUUUCAAGUCGCUCGCGUUCUCUUCUCCACAUGUAACUUCCUUGUUUCUUAUUUAGAUCCGCUGAGACUUCUUUUUUUUAUUUUUGUGUAUUAAUCGAUUUCGUAAACCCUAGAUUCGUCGAUCUUGAAUCUGCCCUAAUCCAUGGCGUCCUCACCUGGUAACACUAACCCCAACAAUCCUCCGCCGUUCGAUCUCGGCACUCUCUUCAAACCAUCGUCGAGCCCUUUCCCCACGCCGCCGGCGUCUUACCCUCCCCCCGCAGGUCCGUUUCUCCACAACGAGGUUGCGACUUCGUCUUCACCCGCGGCUAACUUGCACCAACAACAAAUAACUCUAUCGUACCCGACGCCGCCUGUGAAUCUCCAAUCGCCGCGUGCUAAUCACAACCCCGGAACGCACCUUCUCGCUCUCCUCAAUAACAGCAGCAACGGCGCCGCGGCGGCGAAUCAAGAGCCGCCGCCGUCGUCGCAUCAUCAGGAAACCGCUCGCUCGUUCCCUUCGGGUCCUAUUCGCGUGCCGAGCUGCAAGUUUCCGAUGGGGAGGCGGUUGACUGGGGAACACGCUGUGUACGAUGUCGACGUGAGGUUGCACGGCGAGAUUCAGCCGCAGCUUGAGGUGACUCCGAUUACUAAAUACGGGUCGGAUCCUCAGCUCGUUGUGGGUCGCCAGAUCGCAGUCAGUAAGGUGUACAUAUGCUAUGGAUUGAAAGGAGGAAGCAUUCGUGUUCUCAAUAUUAACACCGCUUUAAGAGCUUUAUUCCGAGGCCAUUCUCAGAGAGUGACAGACAUGGCCUUCUUUGCUCAGGAUGUUCAUCUCUUGGCUAGUGUAAGCUUAGAUGGAAAGGUAUUCGUGUGGAAAAUAUCUGAAGGCUCUGAGGGAGAUGAUGACCCUCAGAUAACUGGGAAGAUUGUUCUUGCUCUUCAGAUACUUGGUGAGGAAGACACCAAACACCCACGUGUUUGUUGGCACUCCCACAAACAGGAAAUUUUGGUGGUUUCAAUUGGGAAACACGUUCUCCUAAUUGAUACGUCCAAAGUUGGCAGAGGUGAAGUAUUCUCGUCUGAGUCUCCGAUUCAGUGCCACCUUGAUAAAUUGGUUGACGGUGUAAAGAUUGUCGGCAAGCACGAUGGAGAGGUCACAGAUUUAUCUAUAUGCCAAUGGAUGACCACACGACUCGUUUCUUCGUCUGUUGAUGGCACGGUUAAGAUAUGGAAAGAUUUUAUGGCACAACCAGUUGCAGUUCUGAGACCUCAUGAUGGCUAUCCUGUCAAUUCAUCAACAUUUGUGACAUCCCCUGAGAGACCUGAUCACAUCAUACUCAUCACUGGGGGACCUCUAAAUCGAGAGAUGAAGAUUUGGGUUCCAGCUGGGGAAGAAGGAUGGCUCCUAUCAGCUGAGUCUGAGUCAUGGAAUUGUACUCAGAAACUCGAUUUGAAAAGUUCAACUGAACCACGAGCGGAGAUGGCGUUUUUCAACCAAAUCACAGCGUUGUCUGAAGCAGGCCUGCUCUUGCUUGCAAAUGCGAAAAGGAACGCCAUAUAUGCCGUGCAUUUGGACUAUGGCUCAUCUCCAGCUGAUACAAGGAUGGACUUCUUGUCUGAGUUUACAGUCACUAUGCCGAUAUUAAGUUUUAUAGGUACACAUGAUCCUUCAGAAGAACCCAUUGUUAAGGUUUAUUGUGUUCAGACUCAAGCAAUCCAGCAGUAUACGUUAGAUUUAUGCUUGUGCUUGCCACCUUCUGGAGAAGAGAAUGUGGGUUUGGAAAAGUCAGAUUCUAGUGUUUCGCGGGAGGCAAAUCUUGUUGAUGGCAUGUCAGAACCAUCUGGACUGAAGCCUACAGAAUUCCCUUCAGUUGAUUCAGUUCCUAAACCAUCUAUACUUGUGAAUAGAUCGCAAGGUUCUGCAUCAGGGGAUACCACAGCUCCAGCGAUUGUUCCAUCCAACAGUGAGCCUAGAACCUCUGGGCUGCUAUCUGAUACCAAUGGUGGAGGGUCUGCGUAUGGUACUGCAACCCAGCUUCCUCUAAGUCCCAGACUAUCAAGUAAACUUUCUGGCUAUCAGACUCCUGUAGAAGCUUUUGAGCAGGUAGAAUCUCGUUAUGAGCUCAGUGGCAAAGCACCUUCUGCUGAUUAUGGUGUUGAUAAGCACACCUUUGAGGAAAGCUCAAGUAGCGAGGAGAAGAAUAUAACACCUGAUGACGAUGAGUCUGGGAUCCGAAGCUCGCCAUCUUUUUUCAAGCACCCUACUCAUCUUGUAAAACCGUCAGAGUUCUCUAUGGGCGUUUCGUCUGCCGAAGCCCCCGUUGCUACUGAAGACAAGAGUGAUAGAGUUAGUAACGAUGCAAGUGGCACAGAAAUUGAGGCGAGUGAAGUUGGUGAAGUCAAUUAUCAUGAAGAAACUAUGAAUGGCACUUCAGAGAGUAGAGAAAAAAUCUUCUACUCACAAGCUUUGAAUCUCAGCACUGAGAUGGCAAGAGACUGUUAUCCUAGUACAGAUGAAACUAAGGCUUAUGAACAGUCUGUACAUGCUGACGAUAGUCUUGAGUCAAGAGAUGUCUCUGCAAAGAUUCCUGAGUUGGUUUCAUCUAGUGGGCUUCCACAGUCGGCAGCAACGAAUAGCAAAGGGAAGAAGCAGAAAGCCAAAAGUUCUCAGAAUCCCAAUUCGUCAGCUGACUCCUACAAUGAGAAAAGUCAGAGCUUAAGUCAUCCCUUGACAGAUUCACUUCCUCAGAUCUUGGCCAUGCAGGAGACAAUGAAUCAGAUAAUGGUUUCGCAGAAGGAGAUGCAGAGACAGCUGUCAAAUGCUGUCAAUGGCCCUGUCACUAAAGAAGGUAAAAGACUAGAAGUGGCUAUAGGUCGAAUGACUGAGAGAACGAGCAAGUCAAAUGCCGAUGCUUUAUUGGCUCGCUUCCAGGAGGAGACUGUUAAGAGUGAAAAGGCAAUGCGUGACCAUUCACAGCAUAUUGUGAAUGCGACGACAAACUUCAUGAGCAAGGAGUUAAAUGCAGUGUUUGAGAAAACGGUCAAGAAGGAAUUUGCUGCAAUUGUUCCAGCCAUAGCACGUGCAGCAACACCGGCGAUUGAAAAAACUAUAUCAUCUGCAAUCACAGAGUCCUUCCAGAGAGGACUUGGUGACAAGGCAGUCAAUCAGCUUGACAGAUCUGUUAAUUCAAAGAUUGAGGCAACCUUAACUAGGCAUAUUCAAACGCAAUUUCAGACCUCUGCCAUCCCAGUUCUCCAGGAAGCUCUUAAGUCGGGUCUGGAGGCCUCACUCAUACCAUCCUUUGAGAGGUUAUGCAAGACCAUGUUAGAGCAAGUAGACACAGCCUUGGAGAAAGGAAUUGCCGAGCACACAAACGCAGCACAACAACGGUUUGAAGCUGGACACUCUCAGCUUGCUCAUACUUUAAAGGAGACCAUUACUUCCACGUCGUCAGUUGCUCAAGCCUUAAGUCGUGCUUUAGCCGAGAGCCAAAGGAAUCGCUCAGGCGUCUUAACUGGUGGGUCAGAUCCCUCGGUUACUCAAGUUAGUAAGGGACCAGUAGCUACUCUUCUUGAAAAGGUUGAAGCACCUAUGGACCCAACUGCUCAAUUAUCCAGGUUGGUAUCUGAAGGCAAGUACGAAGAAUCUUUUACCUCGGCUCUACAGAGAAGCGAUGUCUCUAUAGUAUCAUGGCUUUGCGCACAGGUGGAUCUUCAUAGACUACUGGCUAUGAAUCCCCUGCCGCUGAGCCAAGGCGUGCUACUGUCACUGCUGCAGCAACUAGCAUGUGACAUCAGCAAAGACACUUCCCGUAAGCUUGGGUGGAUGACAGAUGUGGUUACAGCGAUUAACCCAUCAGAUCAGAUGAUUGUGGUUCAUGCUCGCCGAAUCUUUGAACAAGUCUACCAAAUUCUGCACCACCAGCUUAAUGCACCAGGCAGUGACGUCUCUGCCAUCAGACUUAUAAUGCACGUCCUCAACUCCAUGCUUAUGGGCUGCAAAUGAUUACUCCCUCUCGUUCUAUCUUCUUGUUCACAAACCAUAGGAUCACUAAAAUCUUUCAUUUUUGGUUUUUCUUUUUUUUUUUGCAUUUCAUUUUUUCCUUAAAAUGUAGAUUCUCGCUUGUUUAGACGCGUUUAUACAGUGGACGCGUUGAUUCUAUAAAAAUUUCCAUAAACAAAAUUUCUUGGAAUCAAAACCGUACAUGCAAGCGAGCGGAGAAGUUAUUAUU
Molecule: messenger RNA, 4275 nt
Organism: Brassica rapa (field mustard)
Lineage: Eukaryota; Viridiplantae; Streptophyta; Magnoliopsida; Brassicales; Brassicaceae
Product: enhancer of mRNA-decapping protein 4
Biological process (GO): deadenylation-independent decapping of nuclear-transcribed mRNA
Cellular component (GO): P-body
Molecular function (GO): protein binding
Source: RefSeq, a predicted model, not a curated record